This is a messenger RNA of Salmo salar (Atlantic salmon), 1473 nucleotides long. RefSeq names its product short coiled-coil protein B. NCBI's taxonomy places the organism in Eukaryota, Metazoa, Chordata, Actinopteri, Salmoniformes, Salmonidae. Gene Ontology annotation, cellular component: trans-Golgi network. The record is from RefSeq and is a predicted model, not a curated record.
UAUCCAGAUGAUGCUGCAUACUAUUUAUUGUGCGCAAUUACACUGUUGGUGUGUUCGAAGCGUAACUUUGUAACAACAAAAUGCAAAGACAUUAGUAUCUACUGUAGCUCAAUUAUGCUCUGGUUUUAAUAAUCAGUCUUACGUCAUCCCCCAGCGGACACACGUUGCACGUCAUCACACGAAUGAGGCGCUAGACACAUUGAACAGGAUUGUUGUAUUUUACCUGUCAUUUUCCAUUUCAGAACAACAUUCAAUAAUUUUCUUGGUCUUUGAGGUGUCCUUGUAAGUCGCAGCCCUGCAUUCCAAAAAGGAAGACGAGUACUUCGCCAUGAGCUCCGAUGGGGACGGUGACAUGGAGAAUCAGGCUGAGCUGGAAGAAAAGACAAGGCUUAUAAACCAGGUGUUGGAGCUUCAGCACACUCUAGAAGACCUGUCGUCGCGUGUGGACGCAGUGAAGGAGGAGAACCUGAAGUUGAAGUCUGAGAACCAGGUUUUGGGUCAGUAUAUCGAGAACCUCAUGUCUGCCUCCAGCGUGUUCCAGACCACUGACACCAAGAGCAAACGAAAGUAAGAGACCAACUAGGAACCCCCCCCAACCAACCCACCUCCCCUGGCCCCCUCUACCUUCAACCAAAUCCCUCAUAACCCAUAUACCACUCCAUAACUGCCCCCGAACUACAGCUGGUACAGUUUAUGCCUUUGUCAUCAUGACAACCCUAGACCCUUCCCUCACUUUGCCACCUUUAAGAUUUUUUCAAUGAAGCUCAAUUUUCAAUUUUUAUGUUGGGUUACUUUUUCCCUUUUGUAUUUGUUACAGUAUUUCUGUCAUUGUUGCACAGUUGUUGUAUCCGAAAUGAUGUUAUUUUGUGGUGUAUACGUUUAUUAUCUGUUACUACACAUAACCUCACCUGGAGGAAGAGACAAGGGAACUGUAUCAUUUCAGAUUGCCUUGUAGUUUGGGUUGCAAAAUUCUGUUAACUUUCCCCAAAUUCUCAGGUUUUCCAUUAAUUCCGGUUGGAGUAUUCCCAGAUUUCCUGCUUAAUCUUUUUCUGGAAAACCAGGGAAUUUUACUGAAAUUUACUGAAAUUUUCAAACCCUAAGGCUAAAUCAUUUAAUUUAGAUUGUCAUGUUUUAAUAUUGUUAGUCAUCAAUAUUAUUAGACUAUGGUUUUAGAUCUAUGCUCAAUUGCAAUGAUGAUUACUUCUCUCCAAUGCCCAAGUUUUCCUCAAACAAUUUCUUAAAGCAGAACUCAGCCCUUGUAUUAUCUCAUAUAUAUUGUAAUUGAAUUAAUCAUUUGGGGCUUGCUAAUAUGUGUCACUGGUGGAUAAAGUUAAUUCAUUGCAUUUGUGAUCCAGAGGAAGUCACCCUAAACCUGCCGUGUUUGCAUUGCGUCGCCGAUGUGUACAUUUGACCCUUAUGUUGCUCUUUUCAAAUACAUUUGUUUUAAUAAAACGUUUUUAUUUGCCCUUUUGA